AUGAUUGUUCAUCUGUUUCUGUUACUCAACCUAGCCGUCUUUCUUAUCGUUGGCUGUUUUGAUGAUCCACCGCCACCCCGACCGCGGCCGCGGCCACCACCGGCGGUCAUUAUCAAACAGCCGCGUCGACCGCCGCCACGAUCACGCGAUUCGGAUCGAUCGACGAAGCCGGUCAAGGAGAAGAAGAUCAAUGUGUCGAUGCCGAAGCCGACCGAGCCAAAAAUGAAGACUCGCGAGUGCAACGACAAUGAGACUGUCGAGGAGACGCCGUCGGAAUGGGGAAACAUCGAUGCGUCGUUUGUGAAAUCACCAGCGAGAGCAAAAAAGGCGAAGAAGUCGAGGCCGCAUUCUUAA
Messenger RNA from Caenorhabditis briggsae, 354 nucleotides. Lineage: Eukaryota; Metazoa; Nematoda; Chromadorea; Rhabditida; Rhabditidae. The record is from RefSeq and is a predicted model, not a curated record. The transcript is spliced from 4 exons. The coding region runs from base 1 to 354 and encodes 117 amino acids.